CAAUUUCGUGUGCUUUUUCGAGUCUGCCAUGUUUUGUCCUAUUUGUCGCGCUUGAUGAACGCGUAUUCUGUCCUAAAACUAUUAUUUCUGAAUGCAUUGCGGGUUGUGUUGUGUUUACAAAUAGUGCAGUUGAUUGAAUAAUAAUAAGUUUAGUGAGACUUUAAGUCGAAGUAUCAUUUUUGAUACAUCUGUGUGUAACGGUGUUAUUUUGUAUUUUCAUCAUAUUACGGAAUAUUUCAAUAGCUUUGUACGGUGCUGUGUUUAGCGUUGCUUCGUAGCUACACGAAACAUUCCUGUCAUUCGUCGCAGUGAAUACAUACUUUCGGCCUGUGACGCAACCCACGUGCACAUAUUUCAGCGAGGAACGCAUGCACAUUUGUUAUUAUUUUGUUCGUGCGUCGGAACCCAUUACGGUGAAGGACCGAGGACCGAGCGAUCGGGGGGGCGAUCGGCUGUCCGACUUGCACGCGCCCUCGGCCGUCGCGCCGUAUUCAUUCAUUCGCGGAUAGUUUAUCGGUGAUUUCUCGGUGUCGUUUGUUGUAAUCGUGUGCGCGAGAAUAGUGAGUGGUGGUCGAUCGGGCGGUGCACCGCACACGUGACACGGCCGUGUUUGCUUGCAUCAGUCGAGCGCGGCGCGAGGGUCGGGCGCACGAGCCCGCUGCAGCGAGCGACCAGCCACCUCGCGGAGGUUAAUCACCCGCUCUCGUGCCUCUGUUUACCUCGCGAGUGAAGCGCGCGGCCGGAAGCGCUCAUGCCCUGCCAAUGACGCCGCCGCUGCCGGCGCCAGUGUGUUGAGCCAGUGAAUAUCAGUGUUAUGCCCCUUUGGUUAUGAGUGUGUGACAAACAAGUGCUGUGCUAAGGACACUGGAGCCCCUCAACGGAGUUGGGCCCGCCGGGGCGGCCCUAGUGCUUCUCGGGGCUCCUCACGAAGGCAAAAUGGCUGCGUGGAACCGCCACCACCACUUUACCAUGCUCAUGGAUGAGAAUGGCAAAAAUAAGUUGGGCGCGGUGGGCGGCGGCGUGGCGGAGGCGGGCGGCGGCGAGCGGCGCCACGUGCCGCUGUACGGCCGGCUGGUGGCCGAGGAGCAGCUGGCCGCCAUGAGCGCGCCCUCAGACAUUCAGGUGAGCGCCGCCGCGCGCAACCCCCGGGCUUUCCACCGCUACCGAACCCCCGCUCAGGCGAUGCAGGCCCGAAUACCUCACCACUUUCGGGAUCCCUCAACGGCGCCGCUAAGGAAACUCAGUGUCGACCUCAUCAAAACCUACAAACACAUAAACGAGGUAUACUACGCGAAGAAGAAGCGGAGAGCGCAGCAGUACCUCGGCGAGGACGGCUCACACAAGAAGGAGAGGAAGCUGUACAACGACGGCUACGACGACGACAACCACGACUACAUCAUCAAGCAGGGCGAGAAGUUCCUCGACCGGUACGAGAUCUCCUCGCCCAUCGGCAAGGGGUCCUUUGGACAGGUUGUGAAAGCGUACGACCACGAGGAGCAGUGUCAAGUAGCAAUAAAAAUAAUUAAGAAUAGGAAACCCUUCCUGAACCAGGCACAAAUAGAAGUCAAGUUACUAGAAAUGAUGAACAGAGCAGACGCGGAAAACAAGUAUUAUAUAGUGAAACUGAAACGGCACUUCAUGUGGCGGAACCACCUGUGCCUCGUGUUCGAGCUGCUCUCGUACAACUUGUACGACUUGCUGCGCAACACCAACUUCCGCGGCGUGUCGCUCAACCUCACGCGCAAGUUCGCGCAGCAGCUGUGCACGGCGCUCCUGUUCCUUAGUCAACCAGAACUAAAUAUAAUUCACUGUGAUCUAAAGCCGGAGAAUAUCCUGCUCUGCAACCCGAAGAGGUCAGCAAUCAAAAUUGUCGACUUUGGCAGCUCGUGUCAACUUGGACAGAGGAUAUACCAAUACAUCCAGUCCCGGUUCUACCGCUCGCCCGAGGUCCUGCUCGGGGUACCGUACGACCUCGCCAUCGACAUGUGGUCGCUCGGCUGCAUCCUCGUGGAGAUGCACACCGGUGAGCCGCUGUUCAGCGGCGCCAACGAGCUGGACCAGAUGAACAAGAUCGUGGAGGUGCUGGGCGCGCCGCCGGACCGCCUGCUGGACCAGGGUCAAAAGACAAGAAAGUUCUUCGACAAAUUACCAGCGUCAGAAGGCGGUGGUUACGUGUUAAAGAAAGUCAACGGCAAAGACGGAAGUGGUUACAGGAAGUACCGCGCGCCGGGCACGCGGCGCCUGCACGACAUCCUCGGCGUGGAGGGCGGCGGGCCGGCGGCGCGGCGGCGCGGCGAGCCCGGCCACUCCGUGUCCGACUACCUCAAGUUUAAGGACCUAAUACUGCGCAUGCUCGAGUACGACCCGAAGCAGCGCGUGACGCCGUACUACGCGCUUCAGCAUAACUUCUUCAAGCGCACCGCCGACGAGGCCACCAACACGGCGCAGGCGCAGGCGCACCAUCCGCACGGUCACGGCGCGCGGCUGUGGGGCGUCUCGUCGGCCGCGUCAGCUGAGCGCAUGGAGGUGGAGACCCGGCGCGAGGACGAGCCCAUGCUGCCCGCGCCCGUGUGUCCGCAGCUGCAGCACAGCCCCGUCGCCAUCCACUAGCCACCAGGACCAUGCUAGACUAGCAGACGAUGUGUGAAGUGAACCAGUGUGGUGUAGCGCGCGGCGCGGAAACGACCGCCCGGGACCGAGUGACAAGUGACAGUGACAGUGGCGAGCGCGGGGGUUUCCGUGCCGACAGUGUGAAGUGCAAGUGGCGAGCUCUGGACUGAACUCCAUAUUUAUAAUUCUAUAUUUUUAUUUAAUGCGAUAAGUCUGACUGUAAAGAAAAUAUUAUGGUGACGAUUUGUAACAUUGUAUUAUUAUUUCGUUCUUAAUGGCUUCACUCCGUACUUAGAGAAAUAACGUUCCGAUAGAAGGUAUGCGGGCAAGCCGACACUCUGGACGCAUUAAGGGCAUACAAGCUAAGUUUUUUUAUUGUUACGCAAUGCAUAUCAGGAACGCAAUAUUGAUAGUAAAUAAAUAUUGUAUAUAUUAUUAGGAACCGAAUAAUGAAUACCGACUGCAACUGAACUGGUUAUAACUAUAGUUUAAUUAUGAUAAUGUAUGCUAGUUAGCCUUUCAUUCACAUUGAGUAUCGCAAGCUUAUUAUAUACUUUAUU
Messenger RNA from Plutella xylostella (diamondback moth), 3170 nucleotides. RefSeq names its product minibrain (gene mnb). Gene Ontology annotation, biological process: protein autophosphorylation; peptidyl-serine phosphorylation; peptidyl-threonine phosphorylation. The record is from RefSeq and is a predicted model, not a curated record. NCBI's taxonomy places the organism in Eukaryota, Metazoa, Arthropoda, Insecta, Lepidoptera, Plutellidae. Gene Ontology annotation, molecular function: protein serine/threonine kinase activity; protein serine/threonine/tyrosine kinase activity; ATP binding.